GUACUAAAAGUAAACGGGAUAAAGUUUAAUUUGUCCACUUGGUAUAAACAAAUCAUCCUACUACUUAAACAAUAUAUUUACCAACAUAGUACUUUCCAUUUUUAAAUAUAAAGUAAAUAUACACGAAUAUUUUUGUAUAUCUUUGACUUAUCAUCGCCAAUCAGCGUCUCCUUUUGCAACCCAAAAUAUUAUCCGAUGAAUUGAUCUGCUCGAGAUUUUUUCCUCUUUUCCUGCAUUUCUAUAAAUUAAAAGACAAAAUCAAGAAACAUAGAAACAAAAAAUAUUCAGACAGUAAUGAGAACUGGAUAAGGUCGAGAUAUGGUGUAAUAGCGACCACCGAACUUUCGGUACAACGACAUAAUCUGAUUUAAACGGAGACAGUAACCCGUAACGUCCGGCAAAGGUCCGAAAAUAACCAAUAUCUAUCCGCCAGGUCAACAAGACCGUCAUAGUCUCCGUUAGCGUUUCCAUAUCUAGAACAUGUGCGUCUACUCGUAGCCUCAUAAUACGUAUAAAGAUACGUAUUUCAAUAGCAUUUAAUACGACAUUUGUCAUUAUAAAUGUUAAUAAGAACUGAUCCUUUCUCCAUCUUUAUUCCAUUUUUCUCGAUCGGUGGUGUUUGAGCUUUGAGCCAAGAGAUCGUAUCAGGAGAAAAAGAUAGAAAGGUUAGAUGGAGGUCAUGGUUGGUUCUCCGUUUGGAAUCGGCAUGGCGGCGUGCGUUAGAGACCGGACCGGUGUCUCGGCGCAGGAUAAGACCGUACCGGCGGCGGCUCUGUUUUCGGCGGAUGAAUCGGGACGAGGCGGAUCGCAGAUCGGGCUUGCUAGACGGAUCGGAUUAAGGAUGAAUAAAAGAUCGCCGGAGGAAUCAUCGGAGGAUAGUUCAUCGUCGAUCGGAGAGUGCAGCGAAAACGAGGAGGAAGAAGAAGACGACGCCGUUUCAUUCCAGAGAGGAGGAGGAGGAACACUUGUUUCGUUCACUUCCUCUUUAGAAGACUCUCUGCCGAUUAAGAGAGGAUUAUCAAACCAUUACGUAGGGAAAUCGAAAUCUUUUGGGAACUUAAUGGAAUCGACGAACAUCAACGCAAAAGAUCUUGAGAAAGGAGAGAAUCCAUUCAACAAGAGGAGGAGAUUGCUUAUUGCUAAUAAGCUGAGGAGUAGAGGAAGAUCCAUGUCAGUUUCGAAUUUUUAUUCUUGGCAAAACCCUAAUUCUAUGUCGUUACUUGCAGUCCAAGAACACAAUGAAGUGAAUCAUCAUAAUGAUGAUGACUAUGAGGAAAAUGAAGGUGGUGAUCAUCAAACUAUGAAGUUGUUGGAGAAGAGGAAUAUGUUGAUGAAAAAUAAGAGAGAUUUGAUGGCUCAGACUCAAAGUUGUUUCUGUCUUAGUAGUUUGCAAGAAGAUGAUGAUGAGGGUGGAGUUGAUAAUGAGUGAUUAAUCGGUAACAUGGUUUAGUGAUACUUGUUCUUCUCUUGUGAAUUUGAUUAGAGUAAGUUUCAGUUGUCACACAAGUGGUCGAAGAUUUGAUCUGUUAGAAUAUUAUUAUUUAUUAGUAGACUUUUUCCUAUCUACAAAGGACAUUUUCUUCUUCA
Molecule: messenger RNA, 1587 nt
Organism: Brassica napus (rape)
Lineage: Eukaryota; Viridiplantae; Streptophyta; Magnoliopsida; Brassicales; Brassicaceae
Exons: 2
Coding region: 671-1429 (252 amino acids)
Source: RefSeq, a predicted model, not a curated record